This is a messenger RNA of Paramisgurnus dabryanus, 4580 nucleotides long. RefSeq names its product leucine-rich pentatricopeptide repeat containing (gene lrpprc). Gene Ontology annotation, cellular component: mitochondrion; nucleus. The record is from RefSeq and is a predicted model, not a curated record. Gene Ontology annotation, molecular function: mRNA 3'-UTR binding; protein binding. NCBI's taxonomy places the organism in Eukaryota, Metazoa, Chordata, Actinopteri, Cypriniformes, Cobitidae. Gene Ontology annotation, biological process: regulation of mitochondrial translation.
GAUGUCCUUCGCAGUUCUCUCUCUGCAGGUUAAACAUGGCUGCGCUCUUACGAUCAGCCCGGCUACUUAAAUUUUCACCUCCUUCAUUGCUUCAAGUCAUAGGAAGCAGCAGACAUGGACCAGCAGCUGGUCGGAUGUACAGCGGAGCAGUCGCGAUUAAAUGUGUUGGGUCUCGUGGCCGACAGACAGUCUCGGGACGGUUUAACGUAAACAGUCUAUUGUCAUACAGAUCAGCUUUGCCCUGUGCAAGCUGUCGUCAGUAUGCAGUGGCCACAGAACAGAGGGGUCCACUGAAGGAUGAACCCAGUCUGGCGGUCCGUUCCAAGCAGGCUCAGCAGUUUGACUGGGCUCUGGCAAAACUGGACAGCUCAGUCCGAAGGACAGGCAGGGUCACAAAAACGCUUCUUCUGCGCAUCUUUCAUGACGUUUGCAGAACAGGGUAUCCCAGUGGAAAUCAAGCCCUGUUGUUGCUCAGAAGCUGUGGAUCUCUGCUGCCCGAGGUUCCUUUGGCUGAACGCACAGAGCUGGCUCAACGUAUCUGGGAUAAGCUUCAAGAACUUGGUGCCACCUAUGAUGUGAGCCAUUAUAACGCCCUGCUCAAGACUUACCUGCAGAAUGAGUUUAGUUUCUCUCCAACUGAUUUCCUUUCUAAAAUGGAAGAAGCCAAUGUUCAUCCAAACAGGGUUACCUAUCAAAGACUUAUUGCAGCAUACUGUCAACAUGGUGACAUUGAAGGUGCAAGUACGAUCCUGGGCUUUAUGAAGAGCAAAGACCUGCCAAUCACAGAGGCUGUAUUCAACUCCCUAGUGACAGGCCACGCUCGGGCAGGGGACAUGGAGAGCUCUGAGGGCAUCCUGACAGUCAUGAAAGGAGCAGGGAUUGAGCCUGGCCCAGACACGUAUCUUUCUCUCCUCAAUGUCUAUGCUGAGAAUGGCGAAAUUGCCAAAAUUAAAGAGACUCUAGAGACAGUGGAGAAUGCUGAUAUCCAUCUGAUGGACAGAGAUUUGAUGCAGGUUGUUUUCAGUCUAACCAAGGCCGGCCAUCAGCAGUCCGUACCCGAGGUUGUGGAGCGCAUGCGCCAUGAGAGAGGAUAUGUACCAGAUGCUAUGAACCUCUGCCUGAGUCUGAUAACCCAGGGUCAUGAGGACACUGCCUACUCUGUGCUGAAGAGCUUCACAGGCCUGCAGGCAGAGUCACAGAACAGCGAUUCUCCGGACUUGGGAAACUUCUUCCUCCGUCACUGUGUCAAUAUGGACAAGUCUGUGGAAAAGAUGGCUGGAUUUUGCAAAGAUCUAAAAGAUUCUGGUCUGCACUCUACACCACUGCAGUUCACACUUCAGUGUGCCCUUGAAGCUAAGAAAACUAGUAUGUCUAUUGAGCUGAUGAGGAGGAUAAAGCAGGAGGGCUUGCCUGUCAGACCUCACUACUUCUGGCCUCUGUUUACUCAUCACCAAAAAGACAAAAAUAUUCCUGCUAUUCUGGAAGCUCUGAGAGGCAUGCAGGAGCUGGACGUCCCAGAAGAUGUUGAAACUUUCACUACAUAUAUCCUGCCCUCGUUUCCCUCCGUAGACAGCGCUCUUACUGCUCUCAAGGAAGCCGGCUUUGACGUGAACACGGAUAGCUUGAUUGCGGCAGAGUUACGAACCGAAGCAUCUCGUGGAAAUUUUGAAGGGCUGCUGUCUCUGAUGUCUUCGCCAACUCUCCCAGCCAUUGACCUUAGUGCUUUCAGAUCCAGUCUACUCUACGGAUUCAGAGGGUUUCAUAAUGUGGAGCUUAUGGCAAAGAUUACAGAAAUUCUCUAUAAAGACAGUCGGUUUAAUCGGGUUGACCCUGAAAGUUCGGAAAAUGUGGCCUACUUUUUAUACAACCUGAUUGAUGCCAUGAGUGAGACAGAAGUCCAGUCCAAAGAAGAGAAGCUUAGGGAAUACUUCGGCCUGCUCAAGAACAUGAAUAUCACCAUAUCGCUGAAUAUCUUUAGAGGAAUUCGAAACAUUCUGGAGUCUUACCAUGUUCCAGAGCUUAUCAAGGAUGUCCUUGCUCUCGUGGAUAAAAAAGAUAAUGGAGCGGUGACCGAUGCAUUUCUUGUUAAAGGUUUGGAUGGGAGAAUGUCGUUUUUGGAAAAGACCCUGCCAGAAUUGAAAGCUGAGGGAAAACCUGCUGAUUCCAUCCUCAAAAAGAUCAUUGCGAUCCUCUGUACUGAGGAGAAACUGGAGCGAGCGCUAGAGCUGAAAGCUCAGUAUGAAGACGAUAUGACUCCUGCCGCAUACGCCAUGCUCAUCAACCUGUGCUGCCGCCAUGACAAUGCUGAGGAAGCCCUAAACCUUAAGAGAGAGUUGGCUCGCAAAGACUCUGAGGUUGCAUUGGAUGCUCAAAAGUACAUAGCCUUGGUCCGAGUGCUGUCCAAGCACGGCAAACUGGAAGAGGCUGUGGACAUGCUGAAGGAGAUGAAGGAGAAGGAUGUGCCAUUAAGGGACGGCACCAUUAAUCUGCUAACCCUCACAAUGAACGCCGCUGCCUUGAAAGGAGAUGCCACUACUGUCCGACGUCUCCAGGAAACCAUCUUUUCCCUUGGCCUGGCCAAACCAUCCAAUAACCUCUGCGCGCCCCUCGUCACUUGCUUCCUGGAGAGUGGGGAUUACGCAGGUGCGUUCGAUGCUGCGGUGGAGUGCAAUAAACAGUACAAUCAGAUGCCCAAAAUCCAUGACCUCAUCUGCGGCCUGGUGGAAAAGGGAGAUGCUGAGCUUUUGCAAAAGGUCAUGGAGUUUUUGAGCCAGGAGCGAGGUGAGAUGAUGAUGCUCUACGACCUUUACUUUGCGUUCCUGCAGACGGGCCGCUACAAGGAGGCUCGCAAAAUCAUUGAGACUCCUGGACUAAGGGCACGACCAGCCCGUCUGCAGUGGUUUGCAGAGAAAUGUAUCUCAGCCCAACAGAUGGAGCCCCUUGAGAACUUGGUGGACAUGACUGUCAAGCUGUUCGAGUGUGAUAGAGACGAUAUGUACCACUAUUUGUUCCGACUGUGCAAGGAAACCAAUGACUGGCGUAAGGCUGAAGCAGCCUGGACUAAAAUGCAGGAGGAGAAUAUGAUUCCAAGAGAGAGGACCCUGCGUUUGCUCGCUGAUAUCCUUAAAAGCAAUAACCAGGAGGUGCCCUUUGAGGUUCCUGAGUUGUGGUUUGAGGAGGUUAAGGGUCAGCCUGAGAUGCUGAUGGAGAAAGAGGUCAAAUUCAGUUCUAUGCCUCAGACCUCACCUCGCAGGAGGACCACCACCUCUUCCCCCAAAGAGGCCACUGCUGAUGACUACAGACUCAAAAUUCUUUCUCUCUGUAAGAGGGAAAAAGUUCAAGAGGCCUGUGAUGUUUUGAGGGAGGCAGAAAGCAGGGGCAUUGUUUUCACUCCUGCUCCAUAUGAUGCCCUCAUCAAAGCCCUGCUGGCCAGUGGAAACAUUGAGGAUGCCAAAGCUGUUCAAAACAUUGCCACCAAUCACAUCCCUGAUUUUAAAUUAAGCGACAUGGCCAGCAACCUCCUUAUCGUCACUCAGGUGAAAAGAUCCCAGACGCGAGAUGCUUUAGAGACUCUUAAGGGGAUGUUACAGUCUGAUCAGGUGCCCAGUCAGUUGGCCAUCACUCGACUGGUCCAGGGUCUCGGGAGUGAAGGAAACGCACAGGGGAUCAAAGAAGUGGAAGCCAUGAUUAAUACCUUAGGCUCCAUCAAGUUAUCCAGCAUGUUGUUUGUCAACAAUACCGCUUUAUCUCACAUCAAAAAUGGAAACAUUGACGGUGCCGUGGAGCUAUUGGAGUCUGUGUACACCCAAAACACAGAUGCCGGUCCGAAUCCCAGCAUUUCCUUCGUCUUCCGUAAAGUUUUAGAGGCCAACAAUGAAGCUGCGCUGGAUAAACUGAGUGCCAUGGCCGAAAGGCUCUGCAAUCACUUCGCCUCAUACAGGGCUGCUACAGACCUCUUCAUAAUGUAUUUGGACACGGGCAGGACAGACGAGGCCAAGUUUCUCUUGCAGCGUUGUGCUGCCGUCACCGAACAGAAGGACGUCAUAUUCACAUUUAUGCUACGAGCCGCUCAACGUCCAGGACAGGCUGCUAAAAUCAAAACUCUAUCAGAGUUGAUUCCUGACUUCACAGAAAAGGAAAACGUCUAUUCGUAUCUGGUAAAGUGCUAUGGUUUGGAUAAGGACUUCGAGUCGGCAAAGGCCGUCUAUGAGAAGAUGCAGAACGAGGGGGUUAAAGCUGAUGAACUGACAUUGAAGAGAUUGGCCUUACUGUACAGAGAAGCUGGCGAAGCCGUUCCCUUCCAAGAACCUCCGGAGUCAUUUAAGUUUUAUGCUGAUAAACUGAAGCAGCAGCGAUCCGAGUCUGUGGUACCUGCGGAUGACUAGAUGAUGAACUUUCCUUUACUUUUCCUCCAUUAAACUUUUUUAUAUAUAAAAGAUGUGCAUCGGUUCUGUGUUAUACUGUGAUUGUCUGUUUGUUUGUUUGUUUUCCGGCCGUUAAUAAUGAUUUCAUGAUGUUAUGGUUAACAUGAUGUUGUGUACAUAGGUAUUUAUGCAAAUAAAUGUAAACAUACAUUCUCA